Molecule: messenger RNA, 1005 nt
Organism: Protopolystoma xenopodis
Lineage: Eukaryota; Metazoa; Platyhelminthes; Monogenea; Polystomatidea; Polystomatidae
Source: the annotation of a GenBank genome assembly
AUGCAAUCUCGUCCGGAUCUACUCAGCACUCGUAAUUGGACUGAACGCCGAGUCUUACGCUCCCAGCAUUGCUUACCAGUCUGCGUUGUCGUGAAUUGGGCGCAGAUUGAUUGGGUUGUCUCGAGGCAAAUGUCUUCACUUGACUACACAAACUCACGAAGAGCCUGUGAUCUGUCUUUGCCCUCUGUCCCCUCCGAUUUGGCUAAAGUUUAUGGGAAAAAUGGUAAUUAUUGCAUUAUCCAGUCGGUCUAUUCGCUCGGCCGGAAAUGUUGGCUCGAGGUCGGUCUUGACAUCUGUCACAAGACGUGUAACCGAGGCAAACCGGAUGUUGAUGGCAGUGUUGCUAGCAUAUUGUGGUUCGUUGGUGCUCGUCUCUGUGCUCCUGUAUGCCUGCACACCGGUGUACCGACUAUCGAGACCCUUGCUUAUCCAGAUCCCUUUCUUGAUCGUCAAGACUGCCCAGUUUUCGGUACAACUUCUCGAAAACUGAUGUCACUUGAACUAGCAUUCACCUCUUUCCGGAGUUUGGUAACACACCGGACAGCAAGUCUUCACCUCCAGUUCCUCCUUCUCCCUCGGGCAAUACAACCUCGGCGAGAGACAAAGGCCCAGGCUCUCGGCGACUGCCGAAAAGGGGGUCUUCUGCUUGGCUCUGCUGGACUUUCAACAGGCCGUCACCUCAACUGGGCCGAAGGUGUGUCGAUCAAAACGAGUGAAGAGGGCAAUUGGGCUCUCGGCGGAAAGGAAACAGCCCAACAUGGACAGUCGGCUCGAGGAGGCUGGACUGGUUAUCCGGUCCUCUCGGUGGCUCGGGGGCGGGACAAGGAAGUUAUGUGCCUCCCAUCCUCUCGGCUAAUGGGGAAAAUGUGGGAAUUCAGGCAUGACCGAAAGGCUUUCCUGCAUUCCUCGCUCGUGUCAAUUACAAUGAAUGAGAUUAAUAGUGCAAUUGUCGGUCCAAUUUGUGCCAAGAAUGGUGGAUCGGAGCAUGCCUCUUUCCCUUCAUGA